CGUGUUUACUUCCGGAAGUGAGUUGUUGUCAGUGUCAGACUAUUAAACCUCACAUCUACAGCUCCGGACCGAGAGGUGUGUCCUCGUCCACAGGAUGGCACAUUGGUUUCACAGAAACCCACUGAAGGCAACAGCGGCCGUGUCCUUUAACUACUAUGGAGUGGCAGGGAGCCCCGCUGCCAAUAAGAUAUGCAAUGACCUGAGGACAAACCGGGCGAGACUGCUGGAGAUGUUCACCGAUGUCACCUGCAACCCUGAGAUCAUGAAAAAUGCCACAGAUGCAUACUUCUCCCUCCUGCAAGGCUUUAUCACAUCCUUGGAUGGAACUACUCAGGAGAACAAGAUGAGGUUCAUCCAGAACUUCAAGUGGACUGACACCUUACAAGGAAACACACCAAGUGCCCAGCAGGAUGCGGUCUUUGAACUGGUCUCCAUGUCCUUCAACGUAGCCCUCUGGUACACCAAGUUUGCCUCGAGACUAGCAGGGAAAGAAAACGUGACAGAGGCUGAAGCGAAAGAUGUUCACCGGAGCCUGAAAGUGGCUGCUGGUAUAUUUAAAACCCUCAAGGAGGUCCACAUCCCUCGUCUCAUCACCCCAGCCGAAAAGGGCAGAGACCUGGAGCCCCGGGCGAUCGAUGCAUACAUCAUCCAGUGCCAAGCGGAGGCACAGGAAGUGACGAUUGCCAGAGCGAUUGAACUGAAGCACAACGCCACACUCAUCGCAGCGUUGGCUUUUGAGACGGCAAACUUCUAUCAAAAAGCUGACCACACGUUGAACACCUUGGAGCCAGACUGCAGUAGCAAAUGGAGGAAGUACUUUCAGCUGAAGCAGCACUUUUACAUGGCUUAUGCGUACUGCUAUCAUGGACAGACGCUGCUGGCGAGUGACAAGUGCGGUGAGGCUAUACGAUCUCUCCAGGAGGCGGAAAAGUGUUACUCCCAUGCCGAGGCGCUGUGUAAAGAGUAUCGUCAGACCAAAGGGCCCGGCACCACGGCCAAACCCUCGGAGCAGCUGUUCUUCCUCAAACUGGGCGGUCUCAUUAAGAUCACACUGGAGAAGUGCCAGAGAGAAAAUGGCUUCAUAUACUUCCACAAGGUCCCAGUCGAGGCGCCCCAGCUGGAGUUGAAGGCGAGUUACGGCCUGGCCGAGCCAAUCCCCUUCGAGCUGCCGCCCCUUAGUGAGCAGUGCACUCCUGAAGUCUAUGCCACCUUUGACCUGACCAAGGGAGCCAAAAAUGACAAGGCCAAACCCAAGGAGGAGGAGGUGAAACCAGUGAAGGAGCCAGAUCUGAAGCCUCAGAAGGACACAGGAUGUGUCCUCUCCUAAACCAUCCACUUACAGCCCCCUCAUGCUUUAGUACCAUCUAUUGUAAUGAUGGCAUCCAUACUUCUUGUACAUAUAUUCUUUUUCAUCCGUGAUGUUUUACGUUUCUGCUGAAACGUGCGUAGUGCAUUCAGGUCUGACAGCCGUUAGCGGCUCACAGCUGCUCAUUCAGUCAACCUUAAACAUUUUUGAAAAGAUGGGAAGUAAUUACAUGUCAGCUAAAAUGAUAACUUCUAAAGACGGUCUUUACGUGACGGAAUUUAAAGUACAUCAAUUCUAAAUAAGCCUCAUUGGUGAAGCAGUCUUAUAAUGGUGCCUUUGGCUGCAAUGUUAACCUCCUCACUGCGGCCUCUUACAGAAGAAGUGUCUGCUUUUAACCGUUUUUGGCACCGGAGCGAUCUGGCCUGAUUUUAGAUGACUCAGAUAAUAGAAAUAAAACACGCUGGAUCUAAACAAAAAAAUGCAGCAGCAGCAUCAGAAAAUAAUGUAUCCCCUCUACAUAGAAUACAUGAUGCAACCCUCCAGAAUUAACAACUGCAGGAAACUUGAAUUCCCACAGUCGGCCUCUACGAUCUGCCUGCAUUUCAAGCUGAGAUUAAAACACACUCAUGAUAAUCAACAGGGUUUAAAUGUAAAUCAGUAAUGGACAAACAAAAAACCAACAAAACCGCAUGCGUCAUCGUUGGCCGUUUUGUUUGUUUUAGAUGUUGCAGUUUACAAUCAGUACUUUAUUUAGUCACAUGUACUGUAGUUCUUUUUGCACACAACAUAGCUGAUUUUUUUGUUGUUGUUUUUUUACUUCUACUAUUCAUAUAGGAAAACUUUUAUUACUGGGAUCAUUCUUCAACAUGUGUAGGGAUUCUGUGUAGUUCAUAAUUUAUUUCUAUUGUUCUGUAAUAUUUUAGUUUGAAACACUUACAUCAGCAUAUACAAUUCUGUGUGGCUCAUGUUUUCAGUGUGGUUGAUUUUCAUUUUUCCUGUUUCAGUGGAUGUACCAGACCACCCACUGAUACAUUUAUGGUCAAACUGCUUAAAGUGUUGAGUUGCUGAGAGAGUGCUUCUGUCAACAGUUGACACAAUGUAUGUAGUAUGUACUGUACAUUUAUGGAGUGUUUUCCCCUUCCUUAUAGAUAGAGAUCGGGGCAUGAGCAGUAUCAAAUCACACAAACAUUCAUGUCUAAAGUUAUCUUAUGUGCUGCUGCCUCACAGAACAUUCUCCCACAGUUAAAGCGUAACUAUGGUUUUCUGAAAACUUUGUAAAAACUGUAAUAUACUGCUCUCCUGAACUCAUUUGUGCCCCUACAUGUAUAUUAGCUCCCCUGAGCUUGACUCUAACGGCAGUGAAAAUCCGAGUCAAAAUCAAGUGCUGUCUCACUAAAUUUAGUUUUAGCACAUUGUAACACCUUUGCACUUUAUAUUCAGCUGUGCAGGAAGUUCAGUGUGGAUCAGAUGGAAAUAUAACGGCUAAGGCAUAAAACCAUUGUUCAAUAUACCUGAAACGGCAGAUUUUAAAUAAGUAGAAAUAAACCAACACUAAUCCUUUGUUCUGUUCAAGGCAAACUGUUUAUUAAAAGGGUGUGUCAGAUCACCAUUACAGUGUACACCCUCCUGUAGCUCAUUAUUCCUCCUCCGACGGUGUCCGUCAUGUAAAAUGUAUUUCUAAAGGUAUUAAAUCAUCCAUAGAAGAUAAUUCUUCCACAUCUUGUGCUCAUGUAUGUCACCAUGAUUUAAGCAUCAUCCCUUUUUGUUGCACAAGGAUUUAACAAAGAACAAAACCUACAACAAUAAUAAA
Molecule: messenger RNA, 3116 nt
Organism: Anoplopoma fimbria (sablefish)
Lineage: Eukaryota; Metazoa; Chordata; Actinopteri; Perciformes; Anoplopomatidae
Gene: brox
Product: BRO1 domain and CAAX motif containing
Exons: 13
Coding region: 95-1327 (410 amino acids)
Source: RefSeq, a predicted model, not a curated record